Molecule: messenger RNA, 1317 nt
Organism: Diaporthe citri
Lineage: Eukaryota; Fungi; Ascomycota; Sordariomycetes; Diaporthales; Diaporthaceae
Exons: 1
Coding region: 1-1317 (438 amino acids)
Molecular function (GO): oxidoreductase activity; FMN binding
Source: RefSeq, a predicted model, not a curated record
AUGGCCCCGUCCAGCAACCCAGACGCCGUCGCCCUGGAGCAAUCCGUCUACCAGGCCGGCCUGCACUCCACCAAGCCGCCCUUCACCUUCCAGUCCUCAGAAUGGGAGCCCCAGGCCAAGGCCGUGCUCUCUGCCAACUCCUGGGGCUACAUCCACGGCAACUGCGGCGCCGGGUCCACCUACCGCAGGAACCUCGCAGCAUUCGACCGCUGGUCCAUCGUGCCCAGGCGCCUGGUGCCCAGCAGGACGGACCCGGCGACAGGCGCAGAGGCCUUCGCCGACACCAGCGCGACGGUCCUGGGCCAGGAGCUGCCGUUCCCCGUCGCCAUCGCGCCGAUUGGCGUGCAGAGGAUCUUCCACGCCGAGGGCGAGGUCGCGGCAGCGCGGGCGAGCGACGCUGUUGGGGUGCCGUACACGCUGAGCACGGCGUCGAGCACCAGCAUCGAGGAGGUCUCGUAUGCGACUGACAGUCAGCGUCAUGGGGGCGGGGAAGGCCGGCGACAGAGCAAGACGCCGCGGUGGUACCAGCUGUAUUGGCCGUCACGCGAGCACGAUGACAUCACCAUCUCGCUGCUGUCGCGGGCAAAAAAUGCCGGGUACACGGCGCUAUUCGUCACGCUAGAUACCUACGUGCUCGGCUGGAGGCCAAGCGACAUGGACAACGGGUACAAUCCUUUCAUCCACCCAGACCGCAUCGGCGUGGAGAUCGGCCUGACCGACCCCAUCUUCCAGAAGAAGUUCAAGGCGGAGCACGGCUACGACAUCGAGGAGGCGCGACGGAGCGAGAGCGAGGCAACGACGGGGCGGAACCUGGGCGAGGCUGCGCAGGAGUGGGCAAAGAUCGUGUUCCCCGGCCAUUCGCACUCAUGGGACGACGUCGAGUUCUUGAAGAAGCACUGGGACGGGCCGAUCGUGCUCAAGGGCAUCCAGAGCGUGGCGGACGCGCGGAGGUGUGUCGAGGUCGGCGUCCAAGGGAUUGUGGUCAGUAAUCACGGCGGGCGGCAGCAGGACGGCGGCGUGAGCAGCUUGGGAAUGCUGCCUCGCAUCUCAGAGGCUGUUGGUGACGAGCUUGAUGUUUUCUUCGACAGCGGGAUUCGAUGCGGUGCCGAUAUUAUCAAGGCUGUGGCACUGGGGGCCAAGUGUGUGCUCGUCGGACGGCCGUAUGCCUACGGUCUGGCGAUCGGAGGGGAGGAGGGAGUAAAACACGUCUUGCGAGCCAUGUGUGGUGAUUUGAUGAUGAACAUGCACCUGGCAGGCUUGAGAGGGCUAGAUGAAGUCAACAAGGACAUACUCGUGAAGGAAGGCGAUCUUUUCUAG